AUGAACCAGACACACCAUCAUUGGCAGCCCUGUGCUGUGGGAACACAGACCGUAGGCCUCCAGCACCAGGCUGUGCCAUUUUCGCUAACCGCCGGCCGGCCUGUCACCACCAGAGAUGCCCAGCCUCAAGCGGGGACGUUGACGCGGGCAACGGCAGACAUCGACACAUCAACGACGUGA
Sordaria macrospora k-hell is the source of this 180-nucleotide messenger RNA. RefSeq lists its product as uncharacterized. The record is from RefSeq and is a predicted model, not a curated record. NCBI's taxonomy places the organism in Eukaryota, Fungi, Ascomycota, Sordariomycetes, Sordariales, Sordariaceae.